CUCUGCAGAAGAUAUACAUGAUGAAGGCAUUCGUAACUCAUCUUCUGGUCCUCAUAGGCUUGAUCCGUUCCAGCCUUGCACAGGGAGACGAAAGCCCAACAGUCAAACUCCCUGGUUCUCUGGUCCACGGCAUAUUCGCUAAUGGAGUCGAUUCCUUCUAUGGCAUGCCUUAUGCCGAAUCUCCAGCUGGCCUUAACCGCCUCAAAAGGCCCGUGAAAAGAACAAAGCCUUUGGGAGAUUUUGAUGCCACCACAAUCCCACCAGCAUGCCCCCAGGGCCAUUUCGAAGCAGUUGAUUCUGAUGAAUUAUGGCGCAAGAGGUCUCUCAACGCCGACAGCACUCUAGCAAAAUGGCACGCAGCCCAUCCCGUACAUACUUCAGAGGACUGCUUAACCAUCACAGUCCAGCGUCCAGCAGGAACCAAGGCGGGGGACAGCUUGCCAGUUCUGUUCAUGCUCACUGGCUUCAGCUUCGUCAUAGGAACGCCGUAUAGGUAUAAUGCUACCGAUUUCAUCAAGUUCAGUGCUGAGAUCGAGCUGCCAUUCAUCCUUGUAACUGCCAACUACCGAACCGGGCCUUGGGGCUUCCUGCCUGGCCAGCAGGUCAUGAAGAACGGAUCUACUAAUCUGGGUCUGCGUGAUCAGCGAAUGAGUAUGGAGUGGGCAUCAGAUAACAUCGCAGCUUUUGGCGGUGAUCCGGAUAAAAUCACUCUCUGGGGACACGCAUCUGGUGGUGUCUCGGUCCUCGAUCAUCUCGUGAUCAAUGGAGGCAACGCAACAUAUAACGACAGGAAACUCUUCCGCGGUGCUAUCAUGAGCUCUGGAAGCCUCAUGCCCGCAGAGCAUAUCGAUUCGGAAAAGUGCAAUAAAUUAUAUACUAAAAUCGUGAAGGCCAUCGGCUGCGAGCGGAAAAGGGACACCCUGCAAUGCUUGCGUGAGAUACCAUAUUCCGACUUUGAGAGGGCGACCAGUUCCAUCCCCGGGGCUCUCAGCGCAGAAGCCUUGAGGUUGGUGUACGUUCCUCGACCUGAUAACGAUUUGAUACGAUACAGCCCAGAGGUGCUUCUCAAUAAUAAUAUGUUUGCCGCAGUGCCCAUGAUCUUAGGCAAUCAGGAAGACGAGGGCACGAUAUUUACCCAGAAGCAAACAUCAGUUAAUGAUACAAAGCCACUCAGCCAGUAUCUUCGCACACAAUACUUUGGCAACGCAACCAAACGCAACAUGGAAGAUUUCCUCAAAAAAUACCACAAGAAGCCUUUUGAGGGUAGCCCUUACCGCACUGGAGACGACUUUGAGAGUUGGGCUGGCAAGAAGCGCUUAUCGUCUGUCAUCGGCGACGUCUUCUUCACUCUUUCUCGGCGUGUUGCAAUGGAAUUUAUUGCCUUGUCUCAGCCUCUCCUCCCUAUAUGGGGAUACCAUGCGGCGUACGACUACAGGAACGGCGACUCUAGUGCCUACGGCACUGCUCAUGGCUCAUUCGAAGCUAUGAUUUUUGGCACAGACGAGUAUAUCGCUUCGUAUACAACUAGGACUGCAAGAUGGUAUUUAAUUAAUUUCGUGUACCACUUGGAUCCGAACAAGAAACAUACCGAGCUUGUGGCCUGGCCCAAGUGGACGCCUGAUGAGCCACGGAUGCUGAUAUUCAACAAGACGAACAAUGCUAAUAUGCUGGAUGUGCAUCGGAAGGGGAACUCCAAGUUCAUGAAAAAAAACAUAGAGAAGUUCCGAAUCUAGAGAAUGGAAGUUGAUAAUAUAGGUGA
Molecule: messenger RNA, 1759 nt
Organism: Trichoderma asperellum CBS 433.97
Lineage: Eukaryota; Fungi; Ascomycota; Sordariomycetes; Hypocreales; Hypocreaceae
Source: RefSeq, a predicted model, not a curated record